AGGAGAGUAAAUACAACAGGAGCGCAAAAUGGCGGAGCCGCUGAACCCAACGCACGGCGCAGCAGCCGCCGCCACCGUCCCAGAGAAAGAGCCGUUUGGCAAGCUGCAGACCGCCUCCCGGGACCCACCAGGUCCUCUGUCCGCCAAGAAAGUCCGGACUGAGGAGAAGAAAGCGCCACGGAGACUGAACGGAGAAGGGAGCAGCGGCGGGAACAGCAGGCAGCUGCAGCCUCCGGCUGCACCUUCGCCUCAGAGCUAUGGCAGCCCCACGUCCUGGACCUUCGCCGCUCUGUCUCCUGCCCCCUCCCCGUCCUCUGCUCGGAGCAGUUUCUCUUUCUCUGCUGGCACGGCCGUCCCAUCCUCAGCCUCUGUUUCCUCGUCUCAGCCGGUGCCGCGCAAACUGCUGGUCCCUCCUACGCUGUUGCACGCUCAGCCUCACCCUCUCUUGCCGGCCGCCGCCUCCUCGGCCAACGCCAAGCCUCGCAGACCCAAGGAGAAGCGAGAGAAGGAAAGGAGGAGGCACGGCCUCGGCGGGGCGAGCGAGGCCGCCCGUGAGGAAAACGGGGAGAUGAAGCUGCUGCCGAGAGAUAAAAUCAAAGACAAAAUUAAAGAGAGAGAUAAAGAAAAAGAGAGAGAAAAAAAGAAGCAUAAAGCGAUGAAUGAGAUCAAAAAAGAAAAUGGAGAAGUAAAGAUUUUGCUGAAAAGUGGGAAGGAGAAACCAAAAACAAAUGUAGAAGACUUACAAAUUAAAAAGGUAAAGAAGAAAAAGAAAAAGAAACACAAAGAGAAUGAAAAACGGAAGCGUCCAAAAAUGUAUAGCAAAUCUAUUCAAACCAUCUGCUCAGGAUUGCUAUCUGACUUUGAAGAUCAAGAACCUAAAGGCAUCCUAAGUGAUAACAUAAAGGAUUACAGUGGAAAGAAUUUGGAUACCAAGAACUAUGAUUCCAAAAUUCCAGAGAACAGUGAGUUUCCAUUUGUCUCACUAAAGGAGCCACGGGUUCAGAAUAACCUCAAAAGGUUGGACACUUUGGAGUUCAGACAGCUCAUUCAUAUUGAGCAUCAGCCUAAUGGAGGUGCGUCAGUUAUCCAUGCCUACAGUAAUGAACUAACCCAUCUGUCUCCUGUGGAGAUGGAGAGGUUUGCAGAAGAGUUUGUGGGUCUAGUAUUCAGUGAAAAUGAAAACUCUGCAGCUUUCUAUGUAAUGGGUAUUGUUCAUGGGGCAGCUGCUUAUUUACCUGACUUUUUAGACUACUUUUCAUUUAAUUUUCCCAAUUCACCAGUGAAAAUGGAGAUUUUGGGAAAGAAGGAUAUAGAGACAACGACUAUGUCCAAUUUUCAUGCUCAGGUAAAAAGAACGUAUUCUCACGGUACUUAUAGAGCUGGCCCAAUGCGACAAAUCAGUUUGGUGGGAGCAGUUGAUGAAGAAGUGGGAGAUUACUUCCCUGAGUUCCUUGACAUGUUGGAAGAUUCACCAUUUUUAAAGUGUACACUGCCAUGGGGGACACUAUCUAGUCUAAAAUUAGAGAGUCGAAAAGACAGUGAUGAUGGUCCCAUCAUGUGGGUACGCCCAGGAGAACAAAUGAUCCCUGUGGCUGAUAUGCCAAAGUCACCUUUCAAAAGGAAAAGAACUACCAAUGAAAUAAAAAACCUGCAAUACCUACCUCGAACUAGUGAACCCCGUGAGAUGCUCUUUGAAGACAGGACAAGAGCUCAUGCAGAUCAUAUAGGACAAGGUUUUGAACGACAGACUACAGCCGCUGUUGGAGUGUUGAAGGCUGUGCACUGUGGAGAGUGGCUUAAUCAACCCCGAAUAACCAAAGAUGUUAUUUGUUUUCAUGCUGAAGAUUUCUUAGAAGUAGUUCAACGAAUGCAGUUAGAUUUACAUGAACCUCCACUAUCCCAGUGUGUCCAGUGGGUCGAUGAUGCAAAACUUAAUCAAUUGAGGAGGGAAGGCAUUCGCUAUGCCAGGAUUCAGCUAUAUGAUAAUGACAUUUAUUUUAUCCCAAGGAAUGUUGUUCAUCAGUUUAAGACAGUUUCAGCUGUAUGCAGUUUAGCAUGGCAUGUUCGGCUCAAGUUAUAUCACUCAGAGGAAGACACUGCUCAGAAUACAGCCACUCAUGAAACAGGCACAUCACCAGAUUCCACAUCAUCAAUUCUUGGAUCUCACACUGACAAUAUGAUUUGUGCUGUAAGCAAAACCUCUUUGGAGUCUAUUUUUUCAGAUAAACUUCAUUCUAAAUAUGAAAUACAGCAGAUUAAACAUGAACCUGUUGCAUCUGUAAGAAUCAAUGAAGAAUCUGUGAAUGUUUUUGUUUCUGAAAAGACUAGAGCACCGAAUAAUAUGGAUGGCAAGAAUAUUAAAGCAAAAUUGGAUCAUGUUCAAUUUACAGAAUUUAAGAUUGGUGUGGACUCCAAAUUUGAAAAUAGCAGCAAAGAUUUAAAGGAGGAAUUGUGCCCUGGAAGUCUCUUAAGUCUAGUUGAUACAAGGCAACAUAGUUCAGCACAUUCAAAUCAAGAUAGAAAAGAUGAUGCUAAAUAUGUACAUACCAUUUAAAAUCCUUUAAAAAAAACUUAAUAAUGUAAUAAAAUUCAUGAAUUAUGAAAGCAAGCCAAGGACUUGCUCCCAAGUCUGUUACAAAAUAUAGUUUAUGUAGCUUUGUAACAUUCCUCAGUGCCUGUCCAUAACUGUGAAGUAUCAAAGCACUUAGGGCCAGAUGCACUGUAAACAUUGCAGGUUUAAAGAAAUGGAGUCUUUAAAAAGUUAUUUGAGUUGGAGUUGUAGGUUUUAGGAUAGAGCUGACAUUAACAUAUAUAUAUAUAUAUAUAUAUACACACAUAUAUACAUACAUAUGUAUAUGUAUAUAUGUAUAUACAUACAUAUAUACAUAUGCAUAUAUAUAUGUGUGUGUAUAUAUAUAUAUUUUGUAAUAUGACCCAGAAUUCUUUUUGGACAAUUUAAGGCUUUUCCAUGGAGCUUAUUUAUACCAAUUUUUUUUUUUUCCAUUUUAAAUGUGUCAGCACUGUAGUGUAAAUAGCUUUAAAAAUUUUUUUAGUGUGAUUUAUACUGAAAUGUGAGCCACUUAAUAAAGGUUCAUAAUAAAUAAGUUUUUUGUCGGGUAUGCAAAAAGAAAAGUGAAAAUUCAGUUAAAUCAUAUAUUUGAUCUCAUGUGUCUGCUGGUGUAUCCAUUUAGAGUGGUAAAGGAGUGCAAAUGUAUAUAUUCAAAUCUAGUGAAUAUUUAAAUUCCCCACAUUGUGCAAGCAUUUUUAAAACUAAGAUUCAGUUAUGAAAGCAUAUUUAUAUAUGUGUGUGUGUGUAUGGGAAUAUAUAUGUAUAUCUUAUUUUACACAACUCCUUGAAUUGCUGAAUAAGAUGAAUAUGUGAAACUUCCUAGCCCUACUCCCUGCCAUACAUUUUAAAAUAUUUAUAAUCAACAUUAAAAAGUCAGUUUAGGUAAUAGAAAGAAUUUUGUAAAGUUGGGCAAAAAAAGGUCUCUUAGUUAUUUAACCCUUCUAAUUAAUGAAGUUCUGUGGACAGAAUACAUAGCCCCUAACAUAAAUUUUCUUUAUAGUGUAUGGAAUGAUAUGAAGUUGAGAAAAUUUUCUUAUUAAUAGGCACAUUUGUUAUACUUAAUAGUAGCUGAGUACAAAAUAUUUACAGAAAAUUUAACUGUGAGGAGUUAAAAUCCUUAUACAUUUUCUUGUACAUUUUUCUUGCACAACAGGAAGAAAAUACGACAAAUAUAAAAUCUUAAAAUAAGGGCAGUAACUCAUACAGAAAUGUAGCUAUCAAAAUAAGAUGUGUUUAUCUUUUCUUUCUAAGGAUCCCUCUCUGCCUACCAUAGCAAGGUAAAUGCACAUAAGGAGUACAGCUGAUCCUUCAACGAUGUGGGUUUGAAUUGCACAUGUCAAUUGAAAAAAUCUGUGUGUAAGCAGACCCACACAGUUCUCUUGUUCAAGGAUCAACUGUACUUCUUUUUCAAAAGAAGCUCUACAAAGUAAAAUUAGGGUAGAAAACAGGAUUGCCAGUGCUUAGCUAAAGAAAAACAAAUGUCUUCAAUGAUGGACUUUUUCAGCACUAUUUUAGUUGCUUCCACUACUGUAAUGAAUAAGUCAAACAAAUGUCUUUAAUGUAUUCUUUGAUAUAAGGAAUUCUGCUCAUUACAAAUCUUUUUAAUUUCUUUGUUAUUUUUCUGGGCUUAUACUUUGGUUGAUGACUUUCAACUGGGGUUCUUUGUGCUGCCAUUUGGACUAGACUUGCUAUUCUAUUUCAGUAGUUUCUGCUCUAGCUUCUUUUGUGGACCCAUAAAACACUUUAUCUUUCUGGUUAGGAAGAAGCCACUUAGAGGCAUUUCAUCAGAAGAAAUAAACUGUAGCAAUGAUGUCCUUUCUGUCCCCCAGUUUAAAAAGGGUAGGCACAUAUUAUUGGAAAUCUCAGUGGUUUGUAGGAAGUCAAUAUAUUUGCAUAGGAAUUUUUAUGGAAUAAGGAAGGUAUAAAUCAUAAUAUAAAUAGAGACACUUUUAUAUCUUACUGUCUUACCCUACUCCUCACUUUAAUCUCUUUAAAGCUAAAUUUAUGUAUUUGCACCUACCAUUUCAGGAGACAAAAGUUUGUAACAAACCAAUAUUGAGAAAUAGGAGUUUUCCUGGUUUUCUUCUUUUAAUUGUAGGGUAGUAUAACAAGAUUUGUCUUAAGUUCUAAUUUUCCAGUAGCAUACACAUAGAUACAUAAGAUCAUACUGCAAUAAAAUAUAUUUAGAGUAUCCCCCCAAAAUAUAUGAGCCUUAAACUUUUAAAGAUAUAUCUAACACAACAAUAGCAGAUAGUUUUAUUGUUUCCUGUAUAGCCUAGAGUCAAACUUCUCCAUCUUUUGGAAAUUUGUUUUGUAAAAUGUUUACAUCCUUCUGGAUGUGAAAUACAAAUCAGUGAGCUCAGAUUUCAAGAUAAAGCCUUGUCACCUUGGAUAAUGCUUAAUGUUCCUCAUUUUACGGGUUAUAAUUUCAAAAUCCUCUUCAGAUGCAGUCUGAAAACUUUUUGAUUACCUUUUUACACACAAAUAAUUUGUUUCAAUAUUGCAUUAUAUUGAUGGUUUCCUAGGUAGUACAUUCCAGUUCCUCAUCUGAACACACUUUUUUUUUUGCUGUUAUUUCCAAUUUCUUGGGCCAGAACAAUCAAGCACUUAAAAUAUACAGUUUCUAUAUGAUCUUAUACUAUAUAGAAUAAAGAGUUCUUACAUAAUUAAUUGAUACACAGACCUUUAAAAAAAAUAAAGUACCUCUUUGGUGUCUAUGAUAGUACUUUUUGUUUAAUUGCUUUUGUUCAUGCCCUUUAUCUAAGUGAUACAUAUUCCAUACUCAGGUUAGCUAGUUAGGUAGCAAAAUAAUUAAACAUUCAUGAUAGUUGAAAACUUUAUAAAAGCCAUAUUCAUUACCUUCCUUGUCACUAAGGCAGUUGACCUUCAAUAAAGAUUAGGUUAAUCUAGCACAACAUUCUGUCUGUGUGUGCAUGUGUGUAAGAUUAUUGGAAAUAAUGCUUCCACAUCUAUUUUUAAUCUAUUCUAUAACUUUGGGGGGAUGGUCUUGGAAGGUAGGAAAGAUUUUAUGUCUUGGGUUAAGCCUUCAAGGUAUUUCAUUAGUAUUCCUGAGUGUAAAACAGUUUUUUUUUCCUUAAACAGAUAUGGCAGGUAAGAUAAUUUUUGUAAAUAGUAGAUUAGCACUAUUUUGAUAAGUGGCAUUCAGUUAUUUUUUUGGACAAGUUCAUUGUCAUGUAAAGCAAGUAUCUUAAAAUUCAUUUUACAUUUAGCAAAGGUGCAAGAUUUGUUUUGGAAUUUGAGAGGAAUAUUUUCUAUGUCUUCCACCUUUCAAUAAAUACUAAAAUUGGUAACCAUAAUCUUUUUCCCUUUGUUUUGUAAUUAAUUUUUUACAUUUGACAUUUUCAUCUCAUCUUUAAAAGUUCUUGUUUUUCUGCCUUCAACAGAAGCCAUAAGGUUCUGGAAGUGAUUCCAAUAUGAAAGUCUGUAUGUCCUCUGAACUGAUUAUCAAAAGUUGACUUAUGCCAACAGAAAAUAUUGAGGGUAUUACUUUAAACAAAUUUGUUAAACUAAUUAGGUAUGGGUGCUGGGAUGUCAUGGUAAAUAACCUCCCUUCCUUCUAGACAUGACUAUUUAAAGCUCAGGAGGGGAGGACAAAAGUCCCAUUGUUUUGAAGAUAUUUUUAAGCUGGUAAAAGUGACAGGAAGGAUUUUAGGUCUUUAAGAGUAGCUUUUACUUAAUCUUUCUUCCAUCUGAUAUAAUUAGUCGUACCUCAGUACCCAUGGGCUUCAGAACUUGUCAAACUGUGUACUUGUCACAGUUUUUUAAAAAAGAUUUUAUUUUCAGAGAGGAAGGGAGUGAGACAAAGAGGGGGAGAAACAUCAAUGUGUGGUUGCCUCUC
This is a messenger RNA of Phyllostomus hastatus (greater spear-nosed bat), 6428 nucleotides long. RefSeq names its product round spermatid basic protein 1 like (gene RSBN1L). Gene Ontology annotation, cellular component: nucleus. The transcript has 8 exons. The record is from RefSeq and is a predicted model, not a curated record. Lineage: Eukaryota; Metazoa; Chordata; Mammalia; Chiroptera; Phyllostomidae. The coding region runs from base 29 to 2554 and encodes 841 amino acids.